AAGAAGGGCAUGCUUUGGUUUGGCGGGAAAAAGCCUUUGUCGGUUUAAGCAGCUGGACACACGUGGGAUCAAAAUCUGUCACCUCUGCUCAAAUUUCCUUUUCAAUUUACCAAGCCUCCCCAAAAUGAGUAAAAGAAGAAAGACUCAGAUUUCAGAAGAAAAUAACGAGGAAGGCAUUUCUAAGCCAAAGAAGAAUACUAGAAAGAAAAUGAAUUUGACAAGAGAAAGUGAUCUAGAAAUGUUAACCCAAGCUUCUCAGACCAGUCAUUCUCUCUCUAUACCAGAAGUAUAUGAAGAACAUAAAGAAAAUUUGGAAGAAGAUCAGGAACUAAGCUCUGCCAAGUUACUUAAGGCUGGUUCUGAAUGGAAAGAGCUAGAUUACACUAAGGUUGCAAUAUCUUCUUCACAAAAUAGGAAGCUCAUACCAACAUUUACUAAGUCAAAAAAAUCAUUGAUUAAAAGACCAGAAAAAUGUUUUGAGAAAACUACAGUAAUUUGGACCGAAGAGGGUCAACACAUGGAUAAAAAUGUAUCUAGAACAGCAGAAAAUACUGUCCAGAACCCAGUUAUAUCUGCAGAAUCAUCAGUGACAAAAAUGGAGAGUGCUAGAGAUCAAAUAAUCCCUCAUUGUGAAAGAAUAAAUGAAAGACUAGAUGUAAAAACACAAGAUAAAUAUGGGAUUAGAAAAACAAACAAUGAUGUCGCAUCAGGAUUAUCUGAUUCUCAGCAAAAAGCAGUAAUUGAACCAAAUUCACAAGCAAGCAACUACAGAGAAGAAAUAUCACAAAAACAAGUUUCUUUUUGUGUAUCAAGUAAUAAUGAUGUGAAUAAUUCUGAAAAGAAAACUCUCCCUAUAGAGCCACUUAAAUACCAACUGGCGAAGCAGAUGAAUGUAAGCAUGUUGCUAGAAGAUAGGAGAAUUGACCAUAUUAAAAGUGGCCAAAAUGAAGAAGAGUGUCUGGAUAGUUCAAGCAUAAAUGUGCAACAAGUUAAAUCGAUGCAGAUUAUCUUGAAAGCAGAUGAAACAGAUGACCCUAGCUGGAUUAAUAAUGGAAACGGGAAAGAUUCACAUUAUUCCGAGUGCAUGGAUAGCCAAACCCAAAAGGUGACCAACAUGAGUCAACUCCCAGUUAUUACAGAUAUAUUCAUUCCUACAUCAGGAAAAUUGAACAGUUCUCCAUGUACAACUAGUGCAAAUAAACAGAGAAAUGCUGAUGCCAAAGAAACAGAGGGACUUCCAGAUAAAAGUGGAAAAACUGAAGAACAAAAUGACAACUGUACAUGUAGCAAUAAUGAAAUUUCUGCACCUGGAACCUAUAAAUCUGUACUGAUUAAAAAAGCUUUUGAUCAGCAGAACCUCGAAUUGAAGGGCAAACCUGUAGAGAAAGACAUUAGAAGCAUAGACUCUUGUAGAAAAGAGUCAAUUCUUGCAGAGCAAAAUAGCAUCAAAAACCAAGGUAUUUCUGGGAAAGAGUUUCUAUAUGUUCAGCCUGUCAGUCCCUAUUUAGAAAAGGGAGUGGAUCAUUCUGAGCCAAUUUGUGACCAGAUCCUUUUAAAAGGAAGUCUGAUUUCCCCAGAGUUUAAUGAGGAUGUUCUACCUGAAAGCAGAAAAAAUUCUUUGGAGGAUAUUGCUUGCAUAAAGGAGAGCAUUUGUAACUCGACUGAACCAAAUGUUCCUACUCUGCUGAUCCAAAAAGAGAAUACAAUUUGUUCUGAACAUUUGGUGUUGAAUAUGCAGCAAUCAGAACUCAGAGAAAAUAAUUUGAUUAUAGACAAUAUUAUGAAUGUGUUGCCAAGCAGAAAUGUUGUUGAGAAAACAGUAAUGAAGGUUUCCAAGGCAGAACCAAAACCAAGGAAAAAUGUCUUCUUUUCCAGUGAUAUCUAUAUGGCAGAUGAAGAAUCAGCUCAGUGUGAAGGAAACAGGAGCAAACCUGACCAGGUGGAAAGCAGUCUCCAUUCUAUAGAGAUUCUUCCACCACAAGUGUUGGGUGACCCCAAUAAGGAAAUUAAUGCACAAUCAAAAAUGCAAGAAUCUUUCGCUGCAUAUGGGCCAGAUUCCAGCAUCAGUGCACCAAAUGAUCUUGACAUGGUAGCUCAAGCAUAUUCUUGCCCAGCUUCCUUUUCCCUGGAUCUGGAAUCUUUGCCUGACACUCUAUUGGAGGGCGUCCUGGAAAGCCAUGGUGUUGAAUUUCAAUCACAGAAAACAUGUGUUCUGAAUGAUUUACAGACAUGUUUCACGGACAAAAGUAAUCAGUAUACCACAAGGAAACAAGGAGAAAAUAAAAACUCACCCCCUGAUUCGACUGAAAUAUAUGCAAAUAAUCUCAGAGAUGAAAUGAAGAUGAUUUGUGAUCCGUCCAAACAGGAGGAUGCAACAGAGGUUGUUUAUGGACUAAUUAAAGAACUGUCCAAUCUCAACCGAUUGAUCAUGAGUACACACAGAGAUCUGGAUUCCUUCAAGAGACUGAAGUCUCGGAGAAACAAACAACAUGGGAGGCUCCUAUCCCACAGCAUGAACAAUAUGACAAGUAUGUCUUGUGCAGUGAAAAAGAAGAGAGAAUUACAGUAUAACAUGUAGAUUCUGUUAUUCCCUCAAUAUUUAUAAGAAUGUUUGUUCUACUUUUGGCAGUUUUCCUUAGCUAUGUCAGCCUAUCAGGAGGCAUGGUAUUUAUUUUCCGACAGUUACUUUUCAUUUCAAUAAAAUAGUUUAAC
This is a messenger RNA of Pantherophis guttatus, 2712 nucleotides long. RefSeq names its product break repair meiotic recombinase recruitment factor 1 (gene BRME1). Lineage: Eukaryota; Metazoa; Chordata; Lepidosauria; Squamata; Colubridae. Gene Ontology annotation, biological process: double-strand break repair involved in meiotic recombination. The record is from RefSeq and is a predicted model, not a curated record.